Molecule: messenger RNA, 1876 nt
Organism: Tilletiaria anomala UBC 951
Lineage: Eukaryota; Fungi; Basidiomycota; Exobasidiomycetes; Georgefischeriales; Tilletiariaceae
Product: putative CCT7-component of chaperonin-containing T-complex
Exons: 4
Coding region: 106-1785 (559 amino acids)
Biological process (GO): protein folding
Cellular component (GO): chaperonin-containing T-complex
Molecular function (GO): ATP binding; ATP-dependent protein folding chaperone; ATP hydrolysis activity
Source: RefSeq, a predicted model, not a curated record
GGUAUACCCAAGCACAGCUGGCAUAUACUGACAAGACUGCAAGGCGCAGAAACCCUGGAACUUUGCUUCUGGUAAAGCGCGAUACAGCGAUAACAUUCGGGCAAGAUGGCGGGUCGCCUGGGAAUGAUGCAGCCGCCGGUGAUUGUCCUUCGCGAGGGUACUGACACCUCGCAAGGCACGCCGCAGCUGCUGUCGAACAUUGGAGCCUGCACAUCGGUCGUCUCGUGCAUUGCCUCCACGCUCGGGCCACGCGGGAUGGACAAGCUGAUUGUUAACGAGCGCGGAGAAGCGACAAUCAGCAACGACGGCGCGACCAUCCUCAAGCUGCUGGAGAUCGUGCACCCGGCUGCGCGGACGCUGGUGGAUAUUGCGCGAGCGCAGGACGCAGAAGUGGGAGACGGAACAACCAGUGUCGUGUUGCUUGCGGGAGAGAUGCUCAAGGAGAGCAAGCAGUUCAUCGAAGAGGGUGUCAGCCCGCACGUCAUCAUCAAGGGCUACAGGAAGGCGGCAACGAUGGCUAUUGAUAGGAUCCGGGAAAUCUCAGUAUCCAUCGACAAGUCAGACAAGGAAGCCUUCCGGGAUCUUCUUCUGAAGUGCGCCGGCACAUCCAUGUCCUCCAAAUUGAUCGUCUCACAACGUCCCUUUUUCGCACGAAUGGUCGUGGACGCAGUCACUACUCUCGACCAGGAAGACUUGGACGAAUCUCUCAUUGGCGUGAAAAAGGUGCCUGGCGGCGCGAUGCAAGACUCGCUGCUCAUCAAAGGUGUCGCAUUCAAAAAGACAUUUGCGUACGCUGGCUUUGAGCAACAGCCAAAGAGCUUCACGGACCCUAAGAUCCUCUGCCUGAACGUUGAACUGGAGCUCAAGGCGGAAAAGGACAACGCCGAGGUGCGCAUCAAUGAAGUGUCCGAGUACCAAGCAAUUGUCGACGCCGAGUGGCAGAUCAUCUAUGCCAAGCUCGAAGCGAUCGUCAAGACCGGCGCUAAGGUGGUCCUCUCCAAGCUUCCCAUCGGUGAUUUGGCUACACAAUACUUUGCCGACCGCAACAUCUUCUGUGCCGGUCGUGUCCCCGCCGAUGACCUCAAGCGCGUCAUUCAAGCUGUCGGUGGAAACAUUCAGUCGACGUGCUCGGACAUUCAGCCACACCACCUGGGCACUUCCGCCAAAUUUGAGGAGAAGCAGAUUGGCGGAGAGCGGUUCAACCUGUUCGAGGGGUGUCCCAAGGCCAAGACGUGCACGCUGAUCCUGCGUGGCGGCGCAGAGCAGUUCAUCGCCGAGGUCGAGCGCAGUCUGCAUGAUGCGAUCAUGAUCGUCAAGCGCGCCAUCAAGAACAGCAGCGUCGUCGCGGGCGGUGGUGCAAUCGAGAUGGAGCUUUCAAAGUACCUGCGCGAGCACGCGCGGACGAUCCAGGGCAAGCAGCAGCUGAUCAUCGCCGCGUUUGCCAAGUCGCUCGAGUGCAUCCCGCGACAGCUGUCUGAUAACGCAGGCUUCGACGCGACCGACCUGCUCAACCGCCUCCGCAUGCGGCAUGCGCAGGGACACAUGUGGGACGGCAUCGACAUCGACAGCGAGGGCGUCGCGGACAACCUCGAGCGCUUCGUGUGGGAGCCGAGCCUUGUAAAGAUCAACGCCAUCUCCAGUGCGGCGGAGGCAAGCUGCUUGAUCCUCAGCGUCGAUGAGACCAUUAGAAACGAGGCAUCAGAGAAGCCGAAUCCAGGGCCGAAAGCACCGCCAGGCACGGCACAGAGAGCCCUGCGCGGGCGCGGUCGAGCCAUGCGAAGGUGAUCAAAUAUCGAGUGUUUAGGCCAGGCCUAUGAGGAUGUACUGUGCGGAUGUAGUGGAGACGAUUGCACACAUACUCUUUGCACAAGCAAGC